AUGCCUUGGCAAACUUACGAAUAUAUCCGUACUGCAGUGGGAGAACUGGUGACGCCUCUGUUUCCUACUGGGAGCACCUUCGCCGACCAAGUGGCUCCUGCUUCGUUCAGCAAACGUGACCAGGAUGAGUCGAUGGGCGGGAAUGAUCCAUGGAAGAUUGAAAGUAUUGAGCUGCUUGAUGAGGAGGACGGGGGCCCUCUGUGGGACGAUGUGGACUGGGAGGACAUGAAGUUUGAGCAUGCAGCAGAUUCAAAUUAA
Molecule: messenger RNA, 258 nt
Organism: Penicillium arizonense
Lineage: Eukaryota; Fungi; Ascomycota; Eurotiomycetes; Eurotiales; Aspergillaceae
Exons: 3
Coding region: 1-258 (85 amino acids)
Source: RefSeq, a predicted model, not a curated record